UUCAGAAGAAAUACAGUCGUACAGGUUUAAAUGACAUGAGGGUGAAUAAGUGAUUUAAUAAGUGAAUUUUCAUUUUGGGGUGAACUAUUCCUUUACGGUUUUAGUAAGGGGCAAUGUGCUCUAAAUGAUGUUUUACAUUUAUAAACAUAAACCUCUAUGACCAAAUGUUUCUAAAAUAUAACACACAGCAUGAUGAUGAUUUUUGUUAAAUACAUCAAUUGAAUCAAUUACUUCUGAAUUAUUAUUUUAGGGAAAAGGCUUAAAACAAAAAAGCACGAUUUUAUCUUGAUUUAAUAAAGGUAACCGAUUUGUUCUGCGUGUUUUAUUUUAAUUCAUUUAUCAAUUACAAGAAGACCUUCCACAUAAAAUUGUGUGUGCAACUUACUUUGUGUGUUUUGUUGUUUAAAUGAUGAAAAACAUCACACAACAUUUAGACCAAAUUUACUGUUUAUCCCUGUGGUCAAUUAUUUAUUUCAGGAUGGCAUUUGGUCGAGCAAAAAGAACCACUAAACACUUUAUGAAAUUCUUGUAUAAUGCAAGACCCCUUAAAUUUAAUAAAGAGAGAGCAGAAACAUAUUUGUUUUCAGACAUCCCAAAAACAAACAAAAUGUAAUUGAAAAUAUAUAUAGCUGUGGUGUACUCUUUAUAAAUUAUGUAACAUAUACCAAGUUCCAGAGUUGGGUGUAUAAGGGACACUUGCUGUUUCACUUGUGUCUCACCAUUCUUCCCAAUUGGUUUCAUAUGUGCCAACUUUUCAUUGACAGUCCGAUGGCCAAGAAAACAACGCCACCACCACACAACCUCCCAGGCAGCGAGCCAACAUGUUGGGCAACUUUCUCUUUUUGUAAGCAAAGUCCUUAAAUAGCAGGAAUCCAUCCCUGCAUGCAGUCCACUGCCAACGUUAGCGUCUCACAACAUGUGGGAAAUCACAAGCACGCUCUUGCUAGCAUGCUGUCUUCAGGCUGCUGUAGCACAGGAUCACCAGAGGAGCAUUUGGGAAGACCCGAUCCGGUUUGCUACCAAAGGCACCAAAGACGAUUGCCACAUGAGCGUGACAGGACAAGGAGAUCUGACAAACCUACGCAUCCUGUGCCGAGGGCCGGUGCGUUCUUACUGGUGUGAGUACAAGGGAAAGCCACACGUCUGCCGCAACUACAACAACAAUCCACGGCACUAUUACAAACAGAUCAUGUGGGACCUCCGCAAGCUGCAGAAUGCCUGCCAGGGCCAGAGCAUCAUUAAACCUCUGAUGUGCAAGAGAGCAUCUGAUGAGGCCAAAAUGGUCUUCACAUCCUCGUCCUCGCCUGAUGCUACACCAAAGGACAGGCCCUCCAGACCAAACUUUGCUAGACCUGAGCAGAUGAAACCACACCAGAGCAGACCGGAUCAGAGACCAACGCAAACACAGCUCCAAGCAUUCAGGAGCCAACCAGCCAGAACUUCACAAGGCAGGACAAAUCAAUCCAAAGCAUUCAGGAAAAAGAUGACACCCAAACCAACUGUGCCAAGGCCGACCGAUCCAGUACCCACGAGUGAGGCUAAGAGACUUGCCCAGUAUUACUGCUGGCGCUCCUUUCAGGGUGUGUGUUCCUACUUCAUAGGAUGGUUCAAAAACUAAAAGAGACAACAAACCCCACUGAAGAUGACUGCGAGUGCAAUGUGAAGGGUUGUAUGAAGACAACUAAAAUGGUUUAAAAGACAAACAGUUCUUGAAAACUGUGUCUCUGUGAAUUCAUAGAACACGAUUAUAUAGGUGAUGCAUUUAAACAUAUGUGUGUGUAAAAUAAUCUGUAUUAAUCAUUUAAUACCUACAUAUUUACGUGGACUGGACGAUUACAGUAUGGGUCAGUAUUUUUUAAUGCUGUGGUAAUAUACAGGUCAGUUACGAUUGUAACAUAUCAGUACAUCUAUAAAUGGAGAUCUUUGUUUGAAAGGAGUAAUACGAUUUACAGCUCAUGGUCAAAUACAUACGUUACUGUAAAUGUUGAAUAAAUUACAUUUUGCC
Messenger RNA from Triplophysa rosa, 2005 nucleotides. It is a transcript of the gene fgfbp2a, whose product is annotated as fibroblast growth factor binding protein 2a. The coding region runs from base 917 to 1618 and encodes 233 amino acids. Gene Ontology annotation, molecular function: growth factor binding. The transcript is spliced from 2 exons. The record is from RefSeq and is a predicted model, not a curated record. Gene Ontology annotation, biological process: cell-cell signaling. NCBI's taxonomy places the organism in Eukaryota, Metazoa, Chordata, Actinopteri, Cypriniformes, Nemacheilidae.